GUCUCCGUCGCAGAAGCUUCUUUGGUUUUUGGAAAGAUUCGUCAGAAAUCCAGGAACGACACAUCGCACGAAAUUCGACGGAAAUUAAUUUCGCCGCUAUUCUCAGGACAGGGUAGGUAAGGGGUAUCAUCGAGGGAGGGCCUGUAGGUCUGAAUUAUUUGAUUUUCGCGUUUCUCCUUUGUUCAGAAAUCUUAUCGGUUAAGAAAUUGGAAGCAAUCGCCUGGGAGUUUUGAGUUGCUCCCAUUGAUGCAAAGGGUUCUGAAUUGAAGUUUCCAGGGAGAUUUUAGGCGAAUUCCUGGUUUUUCUUUCAGACCCGGUUAUCUUUAGGAAGCUCAUUCGAUUAUCUUUUCUGGGUUCGACUGGAAUGGGGCAACAGCAAUCGAAAGAUGAACUGCUCUACCAGCAAGUAAGCUAUGGCAACAUAGAAGGGAUUAAAUCCCUUUGCCGAGAGGGUGCAGGCCUUGAGUGGAUUGAUAAGGAGGCGAAGACCCCUUUGAUUGUGGCCUGCAUGAGUCCCGAGCUUCACAACGUCGCAAGAACUCUGAUAGAACUUGGUGCUAAUGUUAACGCGUAUCGACCUGGCCGUCAUGCUGGCACUCCUUUACAUCAUGCAGCUAAAAGAGGUCUUGAAAAUAAUGUCAAGUUACUUCUUUCUCAUGGAGCAAAUCCAUUGAUCAUGAAUGAUGAUUGUCAGAGUGCUCUUGAUGUUGCUAGAGCAAAAGGUCACAGCAGUGUCGUUCGUACAAUCGAGAGUCAUAUUUGUUUGUUCUCGGGUUGGUUGCGGGAGUUCUAUGGACCAGGAUUUUUGGAAGUAUUGGCUCCUCAAUUGGUCUCAAGGAAAGCUUGGGCUGUUAUUUUACCAUGUGGGGCGCGGAAUCUUACAAAGCCUUUCAAGUUGGAGCUUGCUAUAUACACAAGUCUACAGGAUGCUCAACCGCGUAUUGUUGUUCCAUUGUGGAGGGCCAAUUUGGAGGAGACAAAGCUACAGCAUUCUGAUCCAUCAAUUAUGAUUGUGGAUAACACUGCAAAAACUCGCUUGAAACUUGCAUCUGGGAAUGAAAAUGACAAAGAACAACUUCACUGGUUUUGCAAUGCAUGCAAAGGAAUUCCUUCGAUGAUGCACCCUGCAUUUAUGCAUGGUAACCAGGGUUCGGGUGCUUCGGCAACUGCACCACCAGCCACAGAAGAUGUUGAACUAGCCAUGGCGAUUAAUGCUUCCAUCCAGUCAGCUAACCAAGGGAGACCACCCUUUCCUGAUCUCAAUCCAAGUUCUGGAGGAAGUACCUCCAAUGCAAUAACGAGCAGCCAUAUCGGUACAGUUGCACCAACAACACAUUCUAUAAAAUUAGGCACAAAUGUGUCGGAAGUGCAUGAAGCUGGCCAGAGCAGCAAUUCAAACGAACAUCCUGAAAUCCAGGCGAACAGCAUCCCUCCAGAUGCAGUACCUUCAGCUCCAUCGGCAGCUGCAGAUGAGAUUCUGGAUGAUGGUGCAAUUCACUAUCCUUCGAUUGAUUCAAGCCCAAUCGACUUGUCAUCUACAGCUGCUCAGAACGUUCAGUCCGGAGCGGGUGAAGGAAAAGAGGAAGCGAGUUCUUCAUCAUGUGUUAUAUGUUUGGAUGCUCCCGUUGAAGGAGCCUGCAUUCCCUGUGGACAUAUGGCCGGGUGCAUGAACUGUUUGACCGAGAUCAAAUCCAAGAAAUGGGGCUGCCCAGUUUGUCGUGCUAAAAUCGACCAGGUUGUCAGAUUGUAUGCUGUAUGAGUCCACGGAACGGCGAGUUAAUACUGUGAGUAAACUCUUUAAAUGUACAGUUCCUGUUUAUAUAUUUUGCAACAUAUAUAGACCAAUGUUUUCUAUCUGAUUGUGUGGACAGUAGAGGUAAUUUAUUUUUAAUACAAUUUAUCACAUUAUCCAUUAGUUUUUUCAUCAGACAAUCAUGCUCAUACCUGGAAUGGAAGUUUGGUUCUGAGAGGCAA
Molecule: messenger RNA, 1974 nt
Organism: Momordica charantia (bitter melon)
Lineage: Eukaryota; Viridiplantae; Streptophyta; Magnoliopsida; Cucurbitales; Cucurbitaceae
Product: putative E3 ubiquitin-protein ligase XBAT35
Molecular function (GO): protein binding
Source: RefSeq, a predicted model, not a curated record